Molecule: messenger RNA, 1897 nt
Organism: Prorocentrum cordatum
Lineage: Eukaryota; Dinophyceae; Prorocentrales; Prorocentraceae
Source: the annotation of a GenBank genome assembly
GAGGCGGCCCGGCGGCGCCGCGCGGGAGCCGUCGCAGGGGGCGCGCCGGGGGGCGUCGCCCGGCGGCGCCGCCUGCUCCGACAGGUGCACCAGCCGGAGCUCCAGCCGCGUGUCCACGCCAGCGACGCAGCCCUGCAGGAGGCAGCAGCCGAGGCACCCGCGGCUGGAGCCCGUGGGCCACUGCCCCCAGCGCGGGGCCGGCUCGCCCGGCCACAGGCCCUGCGACCGGCUGCGGCAGGCGGCGGUGCCCGGGGAGCCGGACGGCAGCCCGCCGGGCAGCGAGGCGGAGGCGGCGGGGCCGCCGGGCGGCGCGGGGGUGCCCGUGGUGAACUGGGCGGCGCCAGGCGGCGUCGUGAUGCUCCGCCCGCGCCGCUCCCCGGUGCCCGGCCGCUCGGGGGGGAGGCUGUCCCGCCUGAGCUCCCACCCGUCGGCGCGCCCGGGCCGCCGCGUGGCCGCCUGCGCCUCGGAGGGGGCGCGCCUCGACGCCUCCGCCGCUGCGAAGCUCGCGGCCGCCUCCGCAUGGCGCGGCGCCGCCGUCCCGGCGGUCUCCAGCAGCGCGCCGCCCACGCCGGCGGGGGGCCCGGGCGCGCGGCGCGGCUCCUGCCCGUUUGUGGGCGGGGUCGCCACGGGGCGCUCCGCAGGCCUCGCGUUGGAGGCUGGCGAGCGCCCGGAGGCGGGCGCGGCGGCGGCGCCGGUGCCCUGCUGGGGCCACGACAGGGACCUCGUGCGACCCCGCACGACGUCGCACGACCGGCACGACCAGGACAGGAGCCAGGAGCGGAGCAGGCCCGCCUCGGCCUGCCGCCACGGACCGCGGCCCGAGGGCGGCGGCGACGAGCGCGCCGCCACCGCGCCGCGCUCCCGGGACCGGACCCGCGUUCAGUGGGGCACGCUGCCUGGGGUGCCUACGGCGUUCGGCCUGGGCGCCGCGGCGGCGCCCGCCGACGACGUCAUGCAGGCCUGCCGCCUGGCCAAGGAGUGCAUGAUCCCGAUCGCCAUCGUGCAGCAGGCGUUCGUGCUCUUCAAGGAGCAUGCGGAGGUGCCCUCGCCGGGCGACGGUGUCGUGGAGCUGGGCCGGCUGGCGAAGGCCAAGUUCUGGGCGGUCCUGCGGAAGGCCGUGGCGAUGGACACCGACGGCAAGGGCACGGAGGUGGACGACGACGUUGUGGAUGGGGCCUUCAGGCUCGCGGACAACAACGAGGACGGCUCCAUCAGCUUCCGGGAGUUCGUCAUCUGGUACUCGAGCCACCGCUUCACGGAGAACUUCAACGUGGCCGUCGAGGAGCGUGCGCGGCGCGGCCUCGCCAGGCGACUCGGCAUCACCGUCGCCGAGAUGGACUCGUACAAGCGGAACUUCGACUCCCUGGACGCCGACGGCAGCGGGGCCCUCGACAUGGAGGAGUUCGAGGAGCUUCUGUACAAGUGCGGCAAGGUGCCCCGGCACAUUGACAUCGGGGGGAAUCGGGUCCAGCAGCUCUGGAAGGCGGCCGACGCCAACGGCGACGGGUACGUCGACUUCGAGGAAUUCGUUGUCUUCUAUCGGCGGUACUUUGCCUCCGUCGGUGGUCGCACCGCUACCGGCUUCGACAUGUACUACCAGUCGGCGAAGUGAGCCUCCCGCGAUGUCCCCUCGCCGUCUCCUCCGGGGCGACGCGCGUUCCGUUCUGGAUGUACACCGCACUCACAUCUAUACCCCUGGGUGGGUGUAUGUGCGGCCGUUUUUGCGCUGUCAUGUGCGCGCAUGUGCGCGGCAUGUGCCAGUCAUGUGCCAGGCCUGUGCGGUCCUUCUUGGAUGGACUUCCUACUGUGCACGUCGUCGCGCGGGCGCACAUGCGUGCACAUCCCAAUGCACAUGCACGCUCAUGCCCUAGGAGCUGUCUGGGACCCCUGUGCCUCC